Messenger RNA from Drosophila serrata, 4569 nucleotides. It is a transcript of the gene Grip, whose product is annotated as Glutamate receptor interacting protein. The record is from RefSeq and is a predicted model, not a curated record. NCBI's taxonomy places the organism in Eukaryota, Metazoa, Arthropoda, Insecta, Diptera, Drosophilidae. Gene Ontology annotation, molecular function: protein binding. Gene Ontology annotation, biological process: neurotransmitter receptor transport, endosome to postsynaptic membrane.
CUUUAUCGAAAGACAGUUGGCAAAAGAGCUUCCUGCAGUACGGACCAGUAACCGGAGAGUUAAUUAUAAAAUAUAUUUAGUUUAAAGUGCUCACAAAAAGUUUGUUAAUAUUAGAAAUAAUUAAUGGAAACUGGUACAUCCUUCUUGGUUGUGCAAUAUCAAAUCAGCGCCUUAAGUUCCAUCUUUACAGAAACUACCCACUGUGCGGCGCCCAAAAGUUCUUGAGCGUGCGCUCUAGGAAAGUGGUGAAUAAGUAAAGAGUUUGACUAGUGCGAGAGACCAGACAAGAUCACUGUGCAAAGUGCUGCCAUUGUGUUGCUAUUUUAAAGGCUUUAAACUAGUUGUAAAUUUAAAAAACGCCACAUCUAGUCUGAAUUAAGCUAGUUGUUCAGUCUAAACAUCAGAACGAAUCAUAAACAACGCGCGCAUUCGAGUGUACAAUACUCAGUAUAAGUUGAGUGAGAAGCUUCUCGGGCAUGUGUGAGUGAGUGCUCUCCCCGGUGUGCACUCAGAUAAAACAACUUCUCUUCAUUGUGUGUGCACGGACUCACCACUCAACUCAAUUCAUUUCGAGUGCGUUCAGUUUUACCGUAUGUUGUGAGUGAUGCCAUGCAGACGGCUAGUUCAGUCGCAACGCGGUUGCCGCCGACGUCGCAGUCGCCGAAUUCCCGAUUGGAAACCGAAUUAAAUUUCGAGGCGUGCAAUUUUGUGUUUUAUUUUUAUUUUGUUCGUUAUUCGGUUUUUCUUGUGUUUUUUUUUUGUGUUUUAUUCUGUGAAAAUGUCACCGGCUAAGCAACAAUUUGCCAUGAGAGACCGUUGAGUAAAUUAAAGCCAAAAAGGUCCUUUUUGGAUACAAAAAAGGGAUAUUAAGAUUCAAAAACACUCGAAAUGAAAUUGUGGAAAUCAAAGAAGCCCAUUUCGGGCUGUGUGCCUGGAAAAUCUGCGGCCCUCAAGCAGGAUCAACAACAACAACAGCAGCAAGACUCGCUCAACAACGGAUCCUUCAAUGGACAGCAUCAUCAUUCACAGCAGCAUCCGCAGUCGGACAGCAGCGGCAUCGCCUUGGCGCCCAUGUUAUCCGUUGAUCGCGCCAUGAGUCCGGCGCAAUCGGAGGACUCUGGACUGGCUCCGGAACGGGGCACCACCUACGCCACCAUUACCCUGCCACGGAAUGCCCUGCAUUUAGCCAUCACAUUUGCAGAACGCAACGAUCUGUCAUAUCCGCCGGUGGUGGGUGCUCUGAGUCCCGUGGGCCAUGCGGCGGACUUCCUGGCGCCCGGCGAUCGCCUCCAUCAGAUCGAUGGCAUCUCCACAAUUGGUUUGAGUAACCAGAAGGUAAUGAAUAUGCUUUGCUCUGGAGGAGCGGAAUCGGGCCCCGCCAUUGUGGAGAUUGAAUACUCGCUGCCCGAAUACACAGUUUCCCAGAACAGCCUGUGUGUGACCUCGAAGCUGGCACAGAUCACUGUGGAGCGGGAAAGCGGCUGCCUAGGUCUAACGCUGCGAGGUGGUGCCGACUACCCGCUGAUCGUCACCCAUGUUCGGCCCCAUGGACCCGUCUACAAGACCGGACGCAUCAAGCCCGGCGACCGGCUGCUGCGCGUCGAUAAUGUCUCACUGAUAGGUAAGACCUUGGCGGAGGCCCAGCAGAUCAUCAAAUGCGGUGGCCAUGUCUCUGGCUAUACCAACCUGACCAUCGAGUAUGAUGUCUCUGUGGUGCAGAGCGUCGAGUUCUCGAUGGGACCACUGCUCAUUGAGAUCGAGCGUCCGAUGAACGACAAGUUGGGUCUGGUCCUUUGCAACUACACACCUGCGGUGGCUGCCUCUGGUUCUGGAUCGAGUACGCCACCCAGCAGUGUCCCCGAGAAGAUAGAAGAGUCUGCAGGGGUAUUCAUAGCCAGCAUCCUGCCAGCCAGCAUUGCGGAUCGUUGCGGCGCCUUAUCCGUUGGCGAUCAGGUGCUCUCCAUCGAUGACACCAUGAUCGAGCACACCGCCUUCAGUCCCGACGAGGUGAUGACCAUAUUGGACACCGGCACGGGUCGCGGUUACACACAGAUGCAGAUCAUGCCAGCUCAUGCGCUGGCCCGCCGCGGUCACACGGCUCUGGGCAGUCCCAAGUACAGCUUUAGCACUCUGGAAUCCCGCAAAUCGACAGCGGGUCGCCAGCGCCAGAGAUUCGCCCGGAAGAGCUCCCUGCCGCUGGAGGGACCCAUGUCGGGAGCAACUUCAGCCACUCCAGUAACGGCGGGAGGAGGAACCAACAGCAGCAGCAACCUGGGUAUGGGUCUGGGCCUUUGCCGGGCGGAAAGCUUUCCCGUGCUCCUCGACUGCAGCCACGGAGCGGGCAUUAUCCUGGCAGAUGCCAUUGGAAACCAAACCGGAACGGGACCAGCAACUGGCUCAGCAGCUGGAGCUGGUGCAGUGACCAUUGCUCAGAUCCUGACCGACUCUGUGGCGGAUCGCAGUGGCUGCAUCCAAGCCGGAGAUCGCAUCGUGGCCAUCAACAAGAUGUACAGUUUAGAUGCGGCGGCCAUGCGGCAAUUGCUAGAAGGAGGUUCCGCCAAUCGUGGAGGAGGAGGAGUCGCAGCUCCCGCUAACUGGCUGGAGCUGGAGAUCGAGUUCGAUAUGCCGGACGCCGUGGUGCCCUCCAGCGGUGUGUUCAGCGUGAAGCUUCUGCGCGCCGGAAAAUGUGGCCUCGGAUUGAGUGUCAGUGGGUCCAGCCAUGGCGGCCUGGUCAUUGCGGAUGUUAAGAUGGGCAGUCCGGCCCAUCGUAGUGGUUCCCUGCGCUCUGGUGACAUCCUGCUGGCCGUGGACCAGCAUCCUGUGCAGCACUUUAAUGUAGAUGCCCUGCUCAAGGAGGAGGGACGCGGUCCGCACAACAGCAACUCUGAUUUCACCACGCUCACCAUCAAGCGGGUCGUGCUGCCCGACUUCCUGCCCAUGUCCAGUCCCAUCUACAGCAACUGUCCCCCAGUGGGUCUGGGACUGGGAUUGGCUUCUUCUGGCGGGGAUCACGACCUCUACAGCAGCGCCUAUGUGACUUCGCCUGGAAAGUAUGCCGACUGUGUCUCCCUCAAGUCACGCACACCGCAGCCGGAUUACUUUCGGGUGCCCAGCAUGGAUGAUGCCAGCCUGCAGUCUGUACAGCUAAGACAUGGACCGGGAACGGGAGUGGGACCAGGUCAAAGCAAUGGCUGGCCCAAUGCCAGCAACAGUCGGUCCUUCGUGUCCCCGCCGAAUACGCAGAGUCUCACCACCGAGCUGCCCGAGGAGGAGGAUGAGCAGGAGCAGCUCUAUCCCGGCUAUGAGUUGAAUCGCUAUGCCAGCGUGGACUGCACUGCCCUGCCGCCGCCAAUGGAGAGCAAGGUCUAUGGUUCGGCGGCCAGUUCGAGCAGCAAGAGCAGCGGGAGCAGUUUGCAUCAGAUCAUCUUUACGGUUCGGCUGGAGCCCAAGGGUGGACUGCUGGGCAUCACCCUGGCCGGCAGCGAGGAUAUUACCAAGCCCAUCACCAUCAGUGGUCUGGUAGAAGGUGGCAUUGCCCACAAGAAUGGCCAGAUCCAUGUGGGCGACCAAUUGCUGGCCAUUGAUGAGCACUCGGUGCAGGGCAUGCCACUCUCGCAUGCCACCAGUCUUCUCCAGAAUCUCGGGGAGCUGGUCGACCUGAAGAUCCUGCGCAGUCAUGACCUGGCCAAUGGCAGUGGCAGCGGCGGUGGAGGCAGUCACCUUCUCCCCCAGACGCAGGCCAUUUAUGCCAAGGUCCAGAGACGUCCACGUAGUCCCUCGGCCAACACAGAGGCCAGCAAGGAGUCAAAUAACAAUAACAGCAAUGCGAAUGGAAGUGGGAACACAAAUGGUAAUGGUAGUGGAAAUGGCAAGCCACGAAUCUUCCAUGUGACCCUGUACAAGGACAAAGUGUACGAUGACUACGGGUUCUCUGUCUCGGAUGGUCUGUACGAGCGGGGGGUCUUCAUCAACCGCAUCCGGAGUGGCGGUCCAGCGGAUAUGUGUGGUCUGCUCAAGCCCUUUGAUCGCAUCAUGCAGGUAAAUGAAAUGAAAACGCAGGAUUUUGACUGCUGCCUGACUGUUCCGCUAAUUGCCGCCGCUGGAGACAAGAUCGAGAUGAUUAUGCAGCGCACCGAGUAAUCCCAUUUCCGGAUCCCGGAUGCUCUGCCCUAUGUUAAACUAGUUGUAUGCUGAGCUUAAUCCUAAGUGCCAUUUCUAGCCCAUAAUAUCCCUGUGCCAGGUACGUGAAUUCACGAUAUUCUUUUAUACCUAUUUUCGAAUCCAAAAUCAAACGAAUCACUAAGAUAGGAGCUUAUAGAGCUGGCAAAGGUUUAAAGAUUUCAAUAUAUUUUCUAUUUCAAAAGUUUAUUAAGAACAUUGAUAAAUCGAGAAGAUAAUCAAUCUUGGCCAGCUCUAUCGAAUAUUGAAAUGCCGAAGUACAGUCUGCCAUAACCAAAUAAUGUCCUCUUUAUACUAGAUCUGCCAUAAUUCUACUUUAAUUCUACGCUAAAAUUUGUUUUCUAGCAAAUAAAUAAUAAUACUGAAAGUUUGUUCAAAACUAAAACACAA